CUCAGUUCUUCCCCCAAGUUACCAGUUAAGAAUGGUGGGCGAAACGCGCCUCGCUGUUCUAGGUUAGUGACUUCGAAAGCUGUACUAGAGUUUCCAAGGUUGACUGAAAUUUCAUGGAAAAUACUGGCCCACAACUCUCAGACGACACAAUCACUGGAAUGCUGGACACAGAGUCCCCUGUCAUGGAAAGCAAUGGGGAUGCCUUUCUUCCUGAUCUUCCAGUUCUAGGCCAAGCUGCUGACUGGUCACUUGACCAAGUUGCUCCAGAACCCCUUACCAGCAUUUUGCCUGAGGAUUCAGAUGCGUCCCAGGAUGCUCCAGAGCAGCCGCAGUUACCAGAGCAGCAGAUGAUUACUAGCGGGCUGGGUGCUGUCGAGAAAGCUGUGGAACAAUUUCAGCUUGCCAGUGCUCAGCUUUUCCAAGAGGAGCAGCCACCACCACCUCCUCCUCCACCUCCACCACAGCCAACAGAGGAGCCAGCACAGCCCCCAGAACACAAGGCAGAGUCUGAGGAGGCUCAGGAAAGCAGUGAUAAAAUAAGAAUAGAGUCACAAGUUGCUGAACAAGAUGGCAGUCAAGGUGCAACUGAGGCUGCACAGGUGACAGAAGAUGGCAUGGAGCUAGAAGAAUCAUCCAAGGACACAGCAGGGGAGGCGACUGUUCCUGCAGAACCAGAGCUGCCGAGUGAGUUUGAAAAGCUCUUCAAAGGGUGCGAGGACAACCCAGAAGACUUCAAUGGAUGGGUCUACCUGCUGCAGCAAGUAGAGCAAGAGAAUAUCCUUGCAGCUGUGAGAAAAGCAUUUGAUGCAUUCUUCUUGCGAUAUCCCUACUGCUAUGGCUACUGGAAGAAGUAUGCAGAUAUAGAGAAGAAGCAUGGCAAUAUACAGGUUGCAGAGGAGGUGUACAGAAGAGGUUUGCAGGCCAUCCCUCUCAGUGUGGACCUGUGGCUGCACUACCUCACCUUCAUUAAAGAGAACUCGGAUCCUGCUGACCCUGACACUGAGGGACGCAUCCGAGCUGCCUAUGAACAUGCUGUGCUGGCAGCAGGCACAGACUUUCGCUCGGACCGUCUGUGGGAAUCCUUCAUCAACUGGGAGACCGAGCAGGCAAAGCUGGCUAAUGUCACUGCCAUUUAUGAUCGCAUCUUGGGCAUCCCAACUCAGCUAUAUUCCCAGCACUUCCAAAGGUUCAAAGAUCAUGUGCAGAACAACAACCCCAAACAUUUCCUGUCAGAGGAGGAGUUUGUUCAGCUGAGGCUCGAGCUCUCUAAAACCAGCCUGACGCCGAUGGUCAGCGAUGAUAGCGAGACACCCAUUCCUCAGGAGGAUCUGCCGCCUGGUACAGAAGAUCUUGCAGACCCAGCAAAGAGAGUUACGGAGAUUGAAAAUAUGCGGCACAAGGUGAUCGAGGUGCGACAGGAGGUUUUCAACCACAAUGAACAUGAAGUCAGCAAGCGCUGGACGUUUGAAGAAGGGAUCAAGAGACCAUACUUCCAUGUCAAAGCCUUGGAGAAGACGCAGCUAAACAACUGGAAGGAGUACCUGGAGUUUGAAAUCGAAAACGGGACCCCAGAGCGUGUGGUUGUGCUUUUUGAACGCUGCCUCAUCGCCUGCGCACUCUACGAGGAGUUCUGGAUCAAGUAUGCAAAAUAUCUAGAGGGCUUCAGCACUGACGGUGUGAGACAUGUCUACAAGAAGGCGUGCACCAUCCAUCUGCCCAAGAAACCAGCCAUCCACCUGCUGUGGGCUGCCUUUGAGGAGCAACAAGGAAGCGCAGAUGAGGCCCGUGCCAUCUUGAAGUCCCUGGAAGCAGCAGUCCCCGGUCUGGCCAUGGUGCGUCUUCGGAGGGUCAGCCUUGAGCGUCGCCAUGGAAACUUGGAGGAAGCAGAAGCCCUUUUACGGGAGGCGAUGGAGUCUGGGAAGAAUUCUACAGAGACAUCGUUUUAUGCUGUGAAGCUGGCCAGGCAGCAAAUGAAGGUCCAGAGGAGUCUGAGCAAGGCCAGGAAGGUGCUACUGGAUGCAAUUGAAAAAGAUCAGACGAGUCCAAAGCUGUAUCUGAACCUGCUGGAGCUGGAAUACAGUGGGGACGUGACACAGAACGAGGCUGAGAUCUUGGCUUGUUUUGACAGAGCCCUGCAGAGCCCCAUGCCUCUUGAAUCCCGCCUCCUUUUCAGCCAGCGCAAAGUCGAGUUCCUUGAGGACUUUGGCAGCGACAUCAAUGUGCUUGUGGCUGCAUACGAGGAACAUAAGAAACUACAGAAAGAAAAUGAACCCUCAAAGAGGAAGGCAGAAAACGGGUAUGACAGCUCCCAGGAACCAGACGCCAAGAGACAGCGUGUGGAUGAUGACCCUUCAGCUGCAGCGAACGCAGUGACGGACACACAAGCUAACAACUCUGCAUACAACUACAACUGGUACCAGCAACAGUACGGCGGUUGGGGACAAAACUCAUGGGGGCAGUACAACCAAUAUGCCCAGUAUAACCAGUACUACCCCCCUCCUCCUACAUAAUGGACAAAAUCCUGAUGUGAAGAUGGAGACUCAGUGAAAAGCAUCCUUUCUGACCUGCCUAUGUCUCUGAACAUGACUACUCAACAAGCUGUCAUUGGGAGAAAACAAACUGAUUUUUUCCUCCUCUGUGGUUUACUGUGUGCUUAUCUGAUAAACUAUACCAGGUUUGUAGCCAUUAUCUGAAAAAAAAAAAAAAUUUAAACUACUUGGCCCUCAAUGGCAGUCCUGCUGAUUAGUUAUGUUUAUAAGAUCUAAUCGAUCAUUCAUCAUCUCCAACACUGGCUGCUUUUUUUGAUUGUUUAAUGCAUGUUAACUGAAGGCAGAAUUAUUUUUCCUGUGUGAAAAAGACUUUUUAUCUUUUAGAUCGGAUGACUUAGUUUGAUCUCUUUCUUUGUGUUAAAGAUUUGAACCUGUCAAGGAGGCAUUCAUAGAUGUACCUCUGAGUUGUGUGAUUCUCUUUCCCAAAAAUGAAAAGAUUUUUAAUAUUUCAUGGUUGUUUUCAUUGAGAAAAUGAAGAGUUCCUCCUUUUUUAUUUUGACUUGAUUUCAUAAUAAAGAGAUUGAUAUGCUGA
Molecule: messenger RNA, 3081 nt
Organism: Cheilinus undulatus (humphead wrasse)
Lineage: Eukaryota; Metazoa; Chordata; Actinopteri; Labriformes; Labridae
Gene: prpf39
Product: PRP39 pre-mRNA processing factor 39 homolog (yeast)
Exons: 15
Coding region: 114-2510 (798 amino acids)
Biological process (GO): mRNA 5'-splice site recognition; RNA processing
Cellular component (GO): commitment complex; U2-type prespliceosome; U1 snRNP
Molecular function (GO): protein binding
Source: RefSeq, a predicted model, not a curated record